AUGUACAAAGCUGUCCUCGCUGGUCUGGCUUGCUCUGUCGAGCCAUCAAUCACACCUCCGGCGGGCGAGGACCGCACAGGUUCAGGCAGUUCAGUCAGCCGGUAUCGAGCAUAUGCUUCUUUGCCUCCGACAGCCGUACACCCCGCUUUUCGACAUUGGGACAGGCAACACAGUGAGCAUCCACAGCCUCUACAAAGUCACUCUCCAAAAUCUUCGAUGUCAUCGAAGACCAGCAGUGAGAUCUCCGAGAUCGAUAAGGAGACUCGGCCAGGUGUUACGGAGCAUUGGAAUGCAGAUGACUUUCCGGCCUCGCCAAAUGCUGUCGACUCGGGUCUGAAACGACGCGACUCGUCCCAUUCGGACCUUACCGUCGAGGAGCAGGCUCAGUUUGCUCACGCAGUACUGAUCACGCGCGCCGUACGGAAGAGCUUUCACCCACGAGGACGAGCAGCCACCUCGAUAAUCCAGUCCAUGGUAAGCGCGUAG
This is a messenger RNA of Fulvia fulva, 486 nucleotides long. RefSeq lists its product as uncharacterized. The transcript has a single exon. The coding region runs from base 1 to 486 and encodes 161 amino acids. Lineage: Eukaryota; Fungi; Ascomycota; Dothideomycetes; Mycosphaerellales; Mycosphaerellaceae. The record is from RefSeq and is a predicted model, not a curated record.